AUGGACAGCGUCGCAAGAAGUCAUGACCGAAAUCACAGCCAAGGCGGUGCCAGUCCUGGCCACAGGGCUAGCCAACGCCUGGCAUGGCUCGUCUCCGAGAGCAACCGCGCUCGGCUCUACAAGACCUACGUGCUGCCGGUGCUUCUGUACAACUGUGGCACGUUGGCCCUGACUCCGACGCAGCUCGAUGGCCUCGACGUCUUCCACCGCCGCCAACUGCGGCUGCUGUUCGGCAUCUUCUACCCGCACCAAAUCCUCGAAGCCGACUUGUACGCUCGCUGCCACACCUAG
Molecule: messenger RNA, 291 nt
Organism: Aphanomyces invadans
Lineage: Eukaryota; Oomycota; Saprolegniomycetes; Saprolegniales; Verrucalvaceae
Exons: 1
Coding region: 1-291 (96 amino acids)
Source: RefSeq, a predicted model, not a curated record